UCUGAAAAUUAUAUUUCCCGAGCACAUGGCAGUCUAGUGAGAUUUGGCAGAGAAUGAAUCUUUAUAUUGAGGGAUCAAAAGUUCUGCACAAAGUUUUAGAAAAGCACGGGGCAGUGAAAAAUCUUGUUUACAGCUCUCAGUAUGAGAACAAACCACAGCUCAUUGGCCUAGUUUGUGAGACACUGAAGUAUGGUUCCUUGCUGCAGCAGCUGGUGGAUAGCACCAAACUCCUGACAAAAGAACAUCUAUUGAAGGGAGAUAAUCUCCUGGCUCGGACACUUGUCCAUGAUUUCGUGGUCGGUCGUGACAUCAAACAUGCUGGAAGACUAAAGCAAGUAAUAACUCGUAAUCGUGCUGCCCUGACAAAGAAGUAUGACUCCAUGUUAGCAAAUGCUGGUGUUACAUCCUGGGAACAGCUUCUGCCUCGGAAUGGGACAUCGUUCAUGGGUGCUUUACCCAGAUAUGUGAGGGUCAAUUUGCUGCAGUCAUCAUUGUCAGAUGUGACUAGUACUUUGGAAUCAGAGGGCUGGGAACAAGUGGUCACUCCAAUUAAGGAUGCUGAGGGAUUCCGAGAUACGGUGGCUGGCCUACAGGAGCACCAGUUCCUACAGGACCCACAUCUAUUUGAUCUCCUCGUCUUUCCCCCACAUACUGAUUUCCAUGACAACCAGCUGCUCAUCUCUGGGAAAAUCAUAUUGCAGGAUAAGGCCAGUUGUUUCCCUGCCCACGUCCUUUCCCCACCAGAGGGCUCCACAAUCCUUGACUGCUGUGCUGCCCCUGGUAACAAGAGUAGCCAUGUUGCCAGUCUGAUAAACAAUAAUGGAACAGUGUUUGCCUUUGACAAGGAUGGUCGGCGAAUGGCUACACUUCAGGGAUUGAUGAGGAAGGUGGGAGUGACUUGUGUCGUACCAGACUGUCUGGAUUUUCUCAAAGUUGAUCCCCAUAAUGACAGUUUCAAGGAUGUAGAGUAUAUGCUGGUUGAUCCAUCCUGUAGCGGCUCAGGAAUAGUGAACAGAAUGAACGAGGCAAUAGAUGACCAAUCAUCAUCCUCAUCAAAGAGGCUGGACUCCUUGUCAAAUUUCCAGGUGACCAUGCUAAAACAUGCGAUGACAUUCCCAAACCUGAAACGUUUAGUUUACUCAACAUGUUCCAUACAUGUCGAAGAGAAUGAAGAAGUCAUCAAAGAACUGGAAACCAUUGUCAAGGGCAAAUUCAAAGUGUGUAAAGCAUUUCCUGACUGGCCAAAUAGAGGUCUCCCUGGUUACGACAGCUCAGACUGUUUUCUGCGAAUGUCACCAGAACACUCGCUAUCCAAUGGAUUCUUUGUAGCAUGUUUUGAAAGGAUAGAAACAGAUUCAGAUUCAGACUCAAACACAACAGUGCAUAAACAGACAAAGAAAAAGAAGAAGAAAAAGGAGAAGGAUGAUUUUGAGACUAGUGGAACAACUGCAGAUGAUGAUGAAUUAACAAGUUCAUCAAAGAAAAAAAGGAAAUUUAAAGAAUGCGAGGAAAGUUUUACUGGAGAAAUCGCAACAAAAAAGCAGAAACACAGAGAAAAAGGAAGUGAAUCUGAAAUGAACAGGGAAAAAAAGAAGCACAAACAUAAAUCAAAACGCUGUGAGAAUCAGGACGACGGUGAAGAUGAUUCUGAUAGCGGCGUUUGUACAAAUGGAAAUCAGUCAAUGAAUAUUGGCAUUAUAGAUGAAAUUAGGAAGGAAGACCAGUCCGGUGUGGUUAAAAAGCACAAGAAAAAGCAUAAACACAAAGAUUUAGACAUUGACUCGGAUGGCGAUCGUAUCAAGGCUGCUGAAACAGUAGAGGAAUGCGUGUCUGAUAAAGUGAAAAAACACAAGAAAAAACAUAAACACAAAGAUUUAGACAUUAACUCGGAUGGAGAUCAUAUGGAGGCUACUGAAACGGUAGAGGAAUGCAUGUCUGAUAAAGUGAAAAAACACAAGAAAAAGCAUAAACACAAAGAUUUAGCUGAUGAUUGUGAUGCUGCAGAGACAGAAACUCUGGAAGUUCCACAUCACAAGAGGAAAAAGAAACACAAACAUAAGAAAGAUUAGCUAUACUUAUCUCAUGGUUCACAAGGUCAUUUUAAUAUAAAUUCUGUUUUUGUUAUCAGUAUGACACAUUACACUUUACAGACAUGACUAAAUCUGACGAUUUAAUUUACCUGGAAUAAUAAAUGUCAUGAUAUGUCAGAAAUUCUUAAAUUGAGUUGUCUUUGCAUAAAUUUUCCGUUUCACAGAAAAUAUUUGACCUCUGGUUGAUGAUCUGUCUCUCAAAACAUAUAGGUAAUAUGUGGAAUAUCAAAUUUAUCAUAUUGUUGCAGAUCAUUUUAAAUGUUCUUUGUCCAUACUAUUACUUUUAUUCUUGAAUUAGAAAUUUUGAGGUGAUCUAUAUUUAAUUUCUGUUGUUGCCAUUACAAUAAAUUACCUAGCCCUG
Pecten maximus is the source of this 2451-nucleotide messenger RNA. RefSeq names its product probable 28S rRNA (cytosine-C(5))-methyltransferase. Gene Ontology annotation, biological process: rRNA base methylation. Lineage: Eukaryota; Metazoa; Mollusca; Bivalvia; Pectinida; Pectinidae. Gene Ontology annotation, cellular component: nucleolus. The record is from RefSeq and is a predicted model, not a curated record. Gene Ontology annotation, molecular function: methyltransferase activity. Bases 54 to 2069 code for a protein of 671 amino acids. The transcript is spliced from 9 exons.